AUGGAGUAUCACACCCAUCAACCGUACAUUAAUGCUAAUUUUGAUUGUAAUGAUGAAAUCCGAAUUGCUAUUCAAGAAUUGGAUACCUUCACUUUACCGUCCCAAAGCUAUCUUUACCUUGAAGGAACAACACUCACUAAAGCUGAUGGUUCUCCAGCUGAAAACUUUAAAUUUGUCAAUACCGCAUUUAGCUUUUUGUUCCAAGAAAUUCGUUAUGAGUUGAAUGGUGUUGUUGUUGAUUCUGUUCGAAACGUCGGACUCACUUCAACAUUGAAAGGUUAUCUUUCUUACAAUCAAAAUGAAAGUACUAAAUUACAAAAUGCUGGUUGGUAUCCCAAAGAAUCGCACUUUUUAGUAACCGAUGUGCAAGGAUUCAAAAUCGAACAUAAUAAAUAUAUUGUUAAAGAACUUGCUGGGUAUGAUGGACAACAAAUAUGUCACUAUGUCUUCAAGCCCCCUUUUGCUCUGGAUCUGCUCCCACCGGACUUACAAGAACAAGUAGGUGGAUCAUCACCCCGAUUUUCUUCCGUUGGUACUUCCGGAGCAGGGUUCCUGGGUCCAUAUCUUCGGAAUCCAUUCCGCCGAACCGGUGUAGUGUCCAUGGGCGUCCUGGAUCCCGUCGGCUGGUGA
Molecule: messenger RNA, 630 nt
Organism: Acanthoscelides obtectus
Lineage: Eukaryota; Metazoa; Arthropoda; Insecta; Coleoptera; Chrysomelidae
Source: the annotation of a GenBank genome assembly